GUAAACCAAACGCGGCCUCUCCGAUUGUAACCCUAAAUCCUUCUCGUGCUGGGUCUGAGCCACUCUCAUUCCUUCCUUGUCUUCUCUUUCCAGCUUCAAACCUUUAUCCGAAUUAGCUUCACUUCUUCUCUCCGCCGUUUUCAGUCUUCGCCGGCAGAUUUUCUUUCGAGGGUUCUUGGAAGAUGUCGGACGAGGAGAGGGAGGAGAAGGAGCUCGAUCUUACUUCUCCUGAAGUAGUCACCAAAUACAAGAGUGCCGCUGAAAUUGCCAACAAGGCAUUGCAGUUGGUAAUAUCGGAAUGCAAACCAAAAGCUAAGAUUGUUGAUGUUUGCGAGAAGGGCGAUUCGUUCAUCAGAGAACAAACUGGCAACAUGUACAAAAAUGUUAAGAAGAAGAUUGAAAGAGGCGUUGCUUUUCCAACUUGCAUUUCUGUGAACAACACUGUUUGUCACUUCUCACCGCUUUCUAGCGACGAGACCCUGUUUGAAGAGGGCGAUAUUCUUAAAAUUGAUUUGGGUUGUCAUAUUGACGGCUUUAUUGCUGUAGUUGCUCAUACUCAUGUGCUGCAAGAAGGUCCCGUUACAGGAAGAGCUGCUGAUGUAAUUGCAGCUGCAAACACUGCAGCCGAAGUUGCCUUGAGGCUUGUGAGGCCUGGAAAAAAGAACAAGGAUGUUACAGAUGCAAUUCAAAAGGUUGCUGCUUCUUACGACUGCAAAAUCGUUGAAGGUGUUCUUAGCCAUCAGAUGAAGCAGUUUGUGAUUGAUGGGAACAAGGUUGUACUGAGUGUUGCCAAUCCUGAGACAAGAGUUGAUGAAGCGGAGUUCGAGGAGAAUGAGGUGUACUCGAUAGAUAUAGUUACAAGCACGGGAGAAGGAAAGCCUAGGUUGUUGGAUGAGAAGCAGACAACUAUUUAUAAGAGAGCUGUGGACAGGAACUAUCAUUUAAAAAUGAAAUCUUCUAGAUUUAUUUUCAGUGAAAUAACUCAGAAGUUUCCCAUAAUGCCAUUCACGGCAAGGGCUUUGGAAGAGAAAAGGGCUCGGCUUGGAUUGGUGGAAUGUGUUAACCAUGAUCUUUUGCAGCCAUAUCCUGUUCUUCAUGAGAAGCCUGGCGAUUAUGUUGCUCAUAUCAAAUUCACCGUGUUGCUGAUGCCCAACGGAUCGGAUCGAGUCACAUCUCAUCCUCUGCAAGAGCUGCAGCCCACAAAAACAUUAGAUGAUCCUGAAAUCAAGGCGUGGUUAGCAUUGGGCACGAAGACAAAGAAAAAGGGCGGUGGGAAGAAGAAGAAAGGUAAGAAGAGCGAUAAAAUAGAAGAGCCCACUGAUGGCGAGCCUAUGGAUGCCACAGCCAAUGGCGCUGCAUCCCAAGAAUGAACUUCCACACUCCCAAAAAACAGAAACACAAAAACAAAGAAAAACAGAGAAAUUGUGGUGGGUUUUGUUUUUUCUUCGAAUCUGGCUCUGUAUCUCAUUUGUAUACGAUGAGGAUGAUGCCAGAGUAAAGUGGUGAACGUUCCUUAUUGGGUAUUUAUUAAUGAAUCCCUCUCUCUUUUAUGUAUGGUCGUACACAUACUUCUUCAAAUUGAUCUUUUGAAUGAUUUUUUUUUUCAUAUGUUUGGAAAUGAUACUUUUCAUCUA
Messenger RNA from Momordica charantia (bitter melon), 1634 nucleotides. Its product is annotated as ERBB-3 BINDING PROTEIN 1. The record is from RefSeq and is a predicted model, not a curated record. NCBI's taxonomy places the organism in Eukaryota, Viridiplantae, Streptophyta, Magnoliopsida, Cucurbitales, Cucurbitaceae.